AUGAACAAACUCGCCCACGGGGGCCCCUACCCUGGUCGAGAGGACGACGAGGCGGCUAUUCUCGCCUUCUGCAACAUUCAGAAGGCUGCCGCUCUACCGCACACGAGGCAGCAUGUGUCGGGUGUGCCACCGAGAGCCCCGCCGGUCGCAUCGCACGAUUUUGCGGUCCCGGCGGUGGCGGCCUCGGCGGGAGUUGCGCCGCUGGCCUCGACCACUGAAGAGGUCGAUGUGCCCCCGGUUGCCCCCCUGGCCCCGGAGACACGAGAAGAGCCCGUGGCUGCGCUAGCUGCAGCUACCGAGAUGGAGGACAUGGACCUGCCGGACGCAAAUCUGGCUGAGGCGAUUGCCGAGUCGGAGCGCCGUGACACCGACCUUGACGCUCCCCGCGCGCCCAGAAAGCGCCGGGCUGUGACGCAUGACGACUCUGACACUCCCUCUCAGACAUCUGAAGGAGCGAGGCCGCGGAAGAAGGCCACCAGGGCCUCCCGCACCUCCACCACCGAGUCUGGGCUGACUCUCGCGGGCUCCUCCCGGAGCACCGCCGCGCAGAAAUCGACGAAGACCACACGGCGGCCCACUCGUUCACCUGCUGCUUCCCGACAGCCGGACGAGGAUGGUUUUGGAGGACCAGCUUCCGCCACCCGAAGUUCGGCGCUGGUGGAGCGUGAGACGCGGCCACCGACCGCGCCGUCCACGGCUUCGCCCGUGGGGGUGGCAGCCCCCGCGCCCACGCAGGGCGCGCGGGCUGCCGCCCCGCGCAGGCGUCGCCGGCGUGCGGGCCGGGCCACCCCUGCCGCUGCACGACGGACUGUCGAAGACACUCUGCCGCCGCAGAGGACGACACCUCGUGCUGCGCCGCGACCGGCUGCCGAUGCUCCGCGGCAGUCGCCUAGUACGGAGCGGCCGCCCCAGUGGCGGAGGCCGCCCCAGCGGCCCCCACCGCCCCCAUGGCCACCGACGCAGCUGAGCUCCGAUCGCUAUUGCGGUCGUUGA
Schistocerca piceifrons (Central American locust) is the source of this 993-nucleotide messenger RNA. Its product is annotated as atherin-like. Lineage: Eukaryota; Metazoa; Arthropoda; Insecta; Orthoptera; Acrididae. The transcript is spliced from 2 exons. The record is from RefSeq and is a predicted model, not a curated record. The coding region runs from base 1 to 993 and encodes 330 amino acids.